Sycon ciliatum is the source of this 1934-nucleotide messenger RNA. RefSeq lists its product as uncharacterized. Lineage: Eukaryota; Metazoa; Porifera; Calcarea; Leucosolenida; Sycettidae. The record is from RefSeq and is a predicted model, not a curated record. The transcript has 4 exons. The coding region runs from base 78 to 1133 and encodes 351 amino acids.
CUGAGCCCUGAACCAUGUGAACCGGCAUGAUGGAGGCCCUCGAGGAGUAAUCUUCUAUCAUCGCCCUAAGCUCUAUUAUGCCUAUUCUAAAACCGUACGACAAGCGAGUAAGCGUGGCCGAGCCAUCUGCUGAAACGGCCAGUCCCUUUCAUUCCAUAUUUGCUCUGGAGUGUGGCUGCGACAAUUGCGACAAAGACCAAACUCUGGCUUAUCGAGGAACGUGCUUCCUACUCAGCGAUCUGAACUAUGCAGCUAGCAAGGAGUACAUCUUCGCGACUGCCGCACAUAAUCUGCUCUGCACCAAUUGCGGCCACUGGCUCUGGGUACAAAUCUACAGCGAUUUAUCUGAGCACCAGUUCCUAACCAAGGGAAAGAUAACCCGCAAGAACGAGAAUGGCUGGUUGAUCGUUCCUGACUGGUACAAGGACAAUGCCAAGGAUUCAAAGACGAAUAGCAAUCUUGACCAAUUUCGACACGACUAUGGCAUAAUAGCAGCCAAGAAGAGUCGCUGCGAGUGUCCGCUGGUAUACUGGGCAGAUGAAAACCUUCUUGGCGUUGCGACCCAGUGCCAGAAGGAAGAGGAUGACGUCCGCAUGUGCGGAUAUCCAAUGUACACCUACUAUGGUGGCCGUCAAGAGACGGCCGAGAAAUGCAAAUACUGGGUUGACGAGCCCCGCCGUGCUGAGUUUGCAGAGCACGACAAUCAGCUUCACUACUUUGUUGACUCUAGCGGUGGGCAAGGUGGCUCGCCCGUCUUCCUUCUGCCCAAAGAAGGCGAAGCUGAAACGGCCUCUGCUACUGGCUAUGUUGUAGGGAUUCACGUCGGCGGUGGUGAUAAGCAUAAUUCCGCUGUGAAGCUCCGGGACGAGUAUGGACGCGACACAAAGCCAAUGAAAGACCUCCGAAAUUGGGCGAAGGAUCCAUCACCAUGGUUACCAGCCGAUAAUGUUGAAGAAUAUGAUGAGGAAUCAGUCAAGCGCAGGGGGUCGGAACAGAAGGGUACGCACGGAGCUCGACUGCAUCAACAGCAACAAGCAGAAUCAACUUCAGAUGAGCCUAUGGAUGAGCAGACAAGUCCCACGAUUGACAAAGGGGACCAACCACGGUCAGUUUCUGGAAACUAUCAGAGGUGAAAGAAAGUGAUUGAAAUUGGAAAGGAUUGGGAGAACUUCGUGGGAGGGAGAACUUCGUGCCACACAUCAUGGAACGGACGGCGGAGGGAGCAGUGAGUCGGAGAGCAGUGAUGGGAGUGAUGGUGAGAGUGUUAGUGUUGUGCGUAGGUUUCGUGGUAGCAAGUCUUCAGUGUACAAUCAUCUGCUAGCUAGUCCUGAUUGUUGCAAUUCGUAUUCCGACUCUUCGUUCACUGUAUUGUGCCGUGGUCGUCAUGGUUAUGGACUACAGUUAAAAGUGUUGGAAGCUAUCUAUCAGCGUCUGUAUAAGCCUAAUUUGUGUGUACAGAAGUAUAGUAUAUUUGGGUUGAAAUUGUUCAAGUAACGUGUCGUGUUUGGUGCGACCAAGCUUGGCCGUUAAUGUUCUAGGUGAAAUGUACUGCUGUUAUGUGUUAUCACUUUGUCCUUCCUUCUUUCCUUCUCUUGUUUGUUCAUUUUUCCAUUUGCAAUUUUAUUGUUAGCACACGCAUUCGUUAUUGCUCUCGCUUUGAUUGUUUUCACAAUUGUAAAUGUCACUGCUGUUGUUCUUAGUGUUAUUUCUCUAACUUAGAUGAUUCCUGAUGAGUGUUGUACGAAAACUUGUUUGAAUCCAUAUUUUUUCUCUACACCAUUUCUUCAUAUUUUCAUCGUUUUAUUGCACAUCGUCUCCACCGUUUUUACAUUACAUGAAUAAAGUACACAAAUGUCGAUUCAGCUAAUUUUAUUGAUUGCGGUUAUCAAAUUAUUUUCUCCUCGCCGUUUGUUUAAAUAAAUAAUAAUAAUAAU